GGGGUCAAACUAGGUAUGACUGUUUUAAAUUGACUGUACCUAUAGAUUUUUGAUAUAUCUAUUGAUACAAUUUAUGAGUGAUAAAUUACUCCAUCUCGAAGAAUCAUUGCGUAAUAAUACUUCCGUAUCCAUCAAUGAUGGUAAUAUUAGUAAUGGUGACUCUCGUUUAAAUCAAAAUUCCCACUAUUCUUCACGGAAUUAUUCUAACGAUCAUGGUUCAGAAUCUGCAUUGUUGGAGGAUUGUGACCGGGAUUUCGUUACUAAACCAGUAGUAACAAGACCAACACUAGGUGACAAGCGUAACAGUACUGCGACUGGAAGUAGUAGCAGCGGCAUUGGUACAAUGCCAGGCGGGAAUAAUCGCACUGGAUCCAACAUCAUAGCUUUAAGUGGCUACGAGAAAGACAAAUUUUCAAUAACUUCUCGUGAAAGCGAGAAACAACUAAAAAUGCCCGUUGUUACUCAAGAUCAUUCAAAUGAUAGUCAGAAUAAAUCUAGAGAAUUAUACCGUACUCAACUAACCGAUUCACAAUUAAUGAGACGUAAAACAUACGGAAAUGCACGUUCUAGCAGUCCUACAGUUAGUACAGAUACCAACUCCGAAACUCAUGUUCCAAAUGAAAAUUGUAAUGAUCAAUCUGCCUUAUCAAGGUCAAGGAAACGUGCAAGAAGUGAAGUCCCUAGGAUGGGAUCUACUGGUUCAAAUAAUUUAUCAUCGAAUCCUUUACUCAGAUCGGUUAAUGAUGACCAAGAAGACAGUGAAGACGGCGAGCGAGUUGCUUUGAAUAAAGGUAAUUCACGCUCAGAUAUUGAAGAAGAUGGAUUUCAUACUGGAAAUGAUUUCGACGUAGGCAUUCGUGGUAGACACCGCCGUCAAACGUAUCAACUAAACAGCCGUCAGAGAGACUCAUCUCUAGGUCGGUAUACACGAUCGACAGCGUAUGGUUCUUCAGGAGGCACAUUGCCUCGUCGGCAGCGUAUGACAGGGAGUCUAACUCGGGCUACCACAAUCAGUGGUGUUGAUCCACAUGGUACUUUAAGAUCAGCAUGUAGGCUUGCUCACUCUAUUCGUGCUGGUAUUAUUCCACCCCCACCAUCAGAGCCUCCUCCUGCUACACCACUCUCUGGUUCGUUGAUAUCUGAAUUAGAAUCUAUUGGACCAAAUGCAGUUACUGGUUUACUAAAUCCAUUCGCAUUGCAGCUGCAUAAUUCACAACAACAACAACAGCAACAACAGGCUUUAGCAGCAGCUGUUGCAGCAGCCGGUGGAUUUCCACAAGUCUUAUCAGGUGUCAAUCAGAAUAAUCUAACCAAUUCUUAUAUGCUUAGUCCUGCUUUAUUGAAUGCUGAGACUAAUAAAUUACUUCAAUUACAACAAGCUAAACUGAUAGCUCAACAUCAAGUUGGUUUGGUGGAACAACAAUUACGUCAGCAACAGCAGCAACAACAACAACAGCAACAACUUCUAGCUGCUGCUGUGGCUGCCAACAGUUUAAUGCAAAAUCCCACAGUAAAUGGUCAUACUCUAUCAAAUGGGUCAUAUCUUCAAGGUUUCGGUACAUAUGGUCGUACAUCACGGCCUGGUUCGACCAUCCCACCUUCUAUGCAGUCAUAUUUAUCCCCAGGAAAUUUGUUAGCUGUUCAGCAGCAACAGCAAUUAGAAGCAAAUCAAUUAUUAUUAUUAAACGAUGCAAAUGUACAAAUGUCGACAUUGAAUUUUACGGGCUCUCCAUCUGUGAAUCUAUUGAAUUCAGAAUUAAAUGAAGCAGCCAGUAUAAGCAAAUCAUCCGCAGACUGUGGUGGUGGAGGUGGAGGAUCAGGUUCAGUGGUUUAUGAAAACUCCUACAGCUCAUUCAAUAAACUUUUGACAAACAGUGUUCUGCCUGACUCAUCUCUAUGUCAACCCGGUUUACAAUCAUUUAUUUCUACUAAUGGAUCAAAUCCGAAUGAUGCAAUUUAUAUAGGGAAUUCACAAAAUGUAUCAAUCAUGAAUGGUACGAUUGGGCAUGAUAAUAACACAGCUCCUCCACUAGUCCAAACGUUUAUAUCUUCCGUACAACAAUCACAGCAACAACAGGGUCGUUCAAAUAAUCCCGGGCUAAUUGACUCUACUAGAAGUAUUGAACCAACUUAUUCCACUACAAAUGAUGCUUUACGUGCCAAAUCAAAGUCUCAUUCAGAUUCAGUGGUUGUUGUUGAAAGAAAAUCUAAACGCCAUUGUCCAUGGUAUUACUGGAUUAUUAGUAUAUUGAUAUUAGCCUUCCUUCUCGCACUUGUACUGGCUGUAUCCUUUUCAGAGGAGAAGAAACGUUUAGACCAUCGGUUACAAGAACGAUUCGCUCAAGAUCCUGCGAUUAUAGGUCUUUUUGAUCCUAACUCACCUCCAUAUAUCUUAGAAGCAAAUAAGCCUGUAAAUAUUGUUCUAGAGCCAAUGAAAUCAUGGUCAGGUCAAUGGCAUAUGCCUACAGCGCGUUAUAUACGCUAUAAUAUUACAGUAUCUUCGUUAGCCUCAUCAAUUGGUGUAUUUAUGCGUCACAACACAAUGCCAACCAUUAUACAUUAUGAUAUAUUCGAUAGGAUAACUGGACAUAAUUUGUUAGCAAAUUCUGGUCGACAAGAAUUAGGCAGUCGUACAAAGCGUUCCACUCAAUCAACUAAUCGAAAUUCAAAGUCUUUAAUUCAUAUAGGUCCUAAAGAUGAAUUACGUGAAACUGGGCGUUUGCAUUAUUUAGAUGAAGGGAUAUGGUUUCUGGCUUUGGUUAACGAUCAACCUCGACGUGAACCAAUCAAAUUCGCUAUCGGUGAUGCAGUAAUGCGACGAGGUUGUCCAAAUGAUUGCAGUAAUCGUGGUGUGUGUGAUGGUGGUGUUUGCGAUUGUGUGAAUGGAUUCAAAGGUCCAGAUUGUUCAAUAGCUGAGUUACCGAAAGUUUGCAGUGGGCAUGGUGAUUACGCAUCUGGUGCUUGUCGAUGUUAUCCUGAAUGGAAAGGUCAAGAGUGUCAGACAUUAUGGUCUGAAUGUGAAGAUCCUACCUGUUCAGGUAAUGGUCGUUGUGUUGUUGGUGAAUGUCAGUGUUAUGAAGGUUAUGCUGGAAAUUUGUGCCAGACACGAACGUGUAUCUCUUUCAAUUGUUCUGGUCACGGAGUUUGCAUGAAUGGAAAUUGUCGAUGCUUCAAUGGUUGGUCUGGUAUCGGUUGUGAGCUACCUGUACCUAAUCAUUUAAUAAAUUCUGAACUAAUUCAUCCGUCUAAUGGAGCAUCUACAUCUGGUAACACGGGUAAUGGAAAUAAUAAUAAUAAUGAUAAUAAUAAUAAUAAUAAAAUGUUUAACCGAUUAAUGAUGAAGUCACUGUCUUCUCCUUCUUCAUCGUCUGUACGAGCGAUGGGAUUAUCAUCCGCACCUGUUAGGUUGUUGUUGGAUGCAGCAUCAGAACAAGAAUGCACACUCGACUGUAGUUCCCACGGUGUAUGUGAAUAUAUGGAUGGUUAUGAUCAGCCUGUAUGCCGAUGCUUUUCUGGUUGGACAGGUUCCGAUUGUUCUACAAAACGAUGCGAUACUCGUUGUUUUAUAAAUGGACAUUGUACUAAUGGUACAUGUAUUUGUAAAGUCGGUUGGAAUGGAAAAUACUGUACAUUAGAUGGUUGCCCAGAUCAUUGUAAUGGACACGGUCAAUGCAUCAUGAAUAUAUUGACUAAUUUUUAUUAUUGUCAAUGUUCUCCUGGUUGGUCAGGUAGUGCGUGUCAACGACAAAUCGAAACAAUAUGUGAUGAUGGAAUAGAUAAUGAUCAUGAUGAUCUUGUUGAUUGUUUAGAUCCCGAUUGCUGUACAUCGACACAUUGUGACCGACUCAUUAAACUUGGUCCAAAUGCUGGUGGUCUAGCUGCUGAUAACGCUCAACAAAGUUGUGCACAUAGUGAAUCAUUUGAUUAUUACUUAUUAAUUACACCGAUUGCACCCUUGGACAGUGCAUUUUAUGGCCAAUUAGAAUUCCUUCUAAGACGUGAACGUAUUGUUGUAGAGAACUUUGAUCCCAGACGUAUUUCCGUUGUUCGUGGUGUGGUUCGUCAGUGGGAUGGAACUGUAUUUUGGGGUUGUCGUGUAUCCGAUCGAGCUAAUAUGCAAAAUGGAUAUACACUAACUGAUAAGAAUGGAAGAUUUGACUUACCAGUUGAUGGGGGAACAAUUGUUCAGUUAGAAUUCUUACGGUAUCCGACUGAUCGAUUUUCAGCCAUACAUAAUUUAUAUGUCCCUGUUAAUCAAAUUGUCAAUAUGGGUGAUUUUUAUAUGUAUGAUGCUAAACAAUUAUCACAUAAUGACCUACCCACAACAAUAACAACGAAAACUACUACAAAUAAUAUUAUAUCAGGGGAUUUUGGGGGUACACUUGGUCCAUCACCAAUACACGGGGAUCUAUGGAUUAUGAACAGUUUUAUGCCCAAGUUCUCAGAUAAAGAUAUAGUCGUAGAAAAUUUAUGUAUUAGUGGAAAUAUACAUGACAUAGUUACACUUGGUGGUCCUUAUAUCCAAAGCAAUUCAUUAAUGGAUAUUUCUACUAUUUGCCUAGAUGAGCAAAAUGUCAUAUGCGUCAGAAAUGGAGCAUUGAUGUAUAAUAUUCCGAUAAAGGAUACACAACUGCGGCUUAUAUACCGUUCCGAUCGCACUUCCGGUUACAAACCUGGCAUAUCUAUUCAUUUAUUAGCAUCGAAUCGCGCUCCACCUUUGAAUUUGAAAGAAAUUCACCUAGUAAUUGAUAUUGCUGGUCAACGCCACGUGAAGCUUUUAGAACCUGAACCUGGCUUACUAAACACUUUCUACUGGAAUAAAACGGAUGGUUACAAUCGCUCUGUUUAUGGUUUAGCUGAAGCUAAAGUAUCUGUUGGUUAUGCAUACACGAACUGUCCACGUAUUUUCUGGGAAUAUCGAGUUGUCCAACUACCCGGAAGCGAACUAAUCAGUUCAGAUUUAGCUAAUUGGAAUUUAAAUAUUUUACAUACGUAUGCGGUUAGCCAUGGGAUUAUUUAUCGCGGUGAUGGUUCACAUUUCUACUUGAAACAAACAGACUGGCAUAUUAGUGCAGUCAUUGGACUAACUGAACAACGUCGACCGCCAAACGACUGUAGUCAAUGUUCAAUUAAUGAUAAACCAACUCGACAAUUAUCUCUACGUAACCCAUACUGUUUACUAACUGAUUCAGUUGGCAAUCUUCUAAUUGGAGAUGGGGGAUUUUUACGUUGGUUAAAUUCAACUAAAUCAGCCGAGGAGUACAAGUCUUCAUCAGUGUUAUCGUCUUCUUCACUAUCUUUUAGAGCGCCACUGAUAAGAUCAGAUUCACUAAACAGUCCAUUUCAAGAACAAUUGAAACGUAAUGAUCGUAGAAGAUGGGAAACAAUAAUUGAUUACAAGCUUGACUUUCUUCAAUCUAAUUUUGAUGAAGAUCAGUUAACAAACUAUUUUAUAACUGUUCAUCCAAAUUAUAUAUAUCGUACAAACGAUUACACUAUGGUAACAUUAUUAGGGAACAGUGGAAAUGUUGGUGGAGCAGACCUUUCAAAUGGAUUAUUCCUGUCACACACGAGUAGUAAAAGCAUAUGGUGGCUAAAAACUACACCAGAUUUAUCAGCACACUUACUUAUUGGAGGAAAUUGUCAAUCGCCAAGCUCUAAAUCUAACAUUAAUUCUGAAUCAUCGUCCUCAACUGCAUUCAACUACCAAGAGUUCUGUAUUAAACAGAAUUUGACAUCCCCUAAAGGAAUUGUCGCUACACAAACGGAAUUGUAUUUUAUUGAUUCUCAAUCUAUUUGGUCAUUGUCGUUACGGCAAACUGGUUCUAGUACGAUCCCAUUUUCCCGACUUGUAAUUGGAAGUGAUCCAAAUUAUUUAUCAAAUCCAAAGUCACUUAACACAACUACCUCAGGGACCAGUAUUCCAAAAACAACUCCAUCUUCAUCGACACCACCUUGUGACCGAUCUGUCCCGGGAAAUCAGAUGUUGUUAAAUAAUCCUGAACACUUGGCAUUUAGCACCUUAGAGCAAACAUUAUACUUCUCUGAUAACGACCAUGUUUAUCGUUACCAUUUAGUCAAUCAAAUGGUAUCGUUAGCAGCUGGACGCCUUAAAGGCUGUCCUAUUAAAACAGAUGAUUGGAGUUUUGCUCCACUGGCAACACAAGUUGAAUUAGGUGAUAUUCGUGGUCUCAGUGUAUCACCUCAAGGUGAUUUGUUUAUCGCGGGACCUCAGCAUAUAUGGAUCCGUCGGUCGAAUGAUAAUCGCUUGUAUCCUAUUACUGGAAUUCAUCCUAGUCAACCUAGACAGUUCAAGGGAGAUGUGAAUAAUUCAAAGAAACGUCAUUCUAGCACUGAUGAAAGUGUUAUAGAUUUAGGAUUAGUCAAUGAAUUUUCAUUUAACAGUAUUAGCAGUAUAACUGUCAGUUUAUUUGGUGAACUAUUUGUAGCCGAUAAUUCACAUAACAGAGUAUAUCGUAUACAUUAUCAAUUGCCGGAAAAGUCUGAAACAGGCAACACAUAUCGUAUACUGUACUCACAAACAGAUGAAAUCGAUUCAUUCGGUUCUUAUGGCCAACUGAUUUCAACUGAGAGUGCUUCUACUCAAAUGAUAUCACAUAGACUGGAUUAUCGUAAUAAUGAAAUAAGCGGUUGGCUUUCACAAAUUCGUGGUGAUGAUCAUAAUAUUAAAUUAAGUAUACAUCGUGAUACACAUGGAAAUCUUUUACGCCUUCAAACCCCAACAGGUCAUCUGUACAAUGUAACACUGGAGCCUGGUUCUGGACAACGCAUUAGUACUCUUGUUGAUCCAGUUAACGGAGGUCUUUGGAAAUUUCUUUAUUCAUCAGACGGUCUCUUAACUUAUUUAAAAAAUCCACAGGAUUCAAGUUAUACACAAUUUCACUAUGCUCCUGAAUCAGGUCGUUUGCUACAAAUUACAUAUCCGAACGCUAAAUCUAUUGAUGUAGCUCGUAUUGUCAGGAGUCAAAUCCCUGUGAAUAUGAGGUUUCAUACUUUGGAUGAAGUUUCAAAUCAAGAUAAUACACCUAAAAGUGAUUCAACAAAUACUCCUGAUCAGUUGUCCACAGUAAUCAUGAUACAAACUACGGAUUCGAAUAAACAUGAGAUGGAAAUCGACUAUGGCGAUUCAAAUAAUCUUUGGAAAGUUCUUCUAGCGCAAGUUUAUCAAAUUCGAAAGGAUUUAUACGCACCAGUACAAUUGGUUCGACAAAUCACGAUACCUGGGAAUAGUAUAAGAAAUGCAAUUGAACAUACAAAUGUAUGGACAUAUCAUUUGAAUGAUCAAAGCAAUCCAAGAAUACUUGAUACUCAUACUUCAAUAGGUGGUGGAGGAUAUUCAGAUUUUGGCGUAAAUUUUGAUAGGAAGUCACAACCAUAUCACUUUUUUAAGAAUCAUUUUCGACGUAGUAUUUCGGCACAGAAUUAUCUAUCUGGAUCAGAUUUACAUCGUUCAAAAAGUCAAAUGUCCCAUCCUUUUUCUAAGAGAUUUACUGCUCGGUCUAUUUUCAAUUAUAAUGACAAGAAUUAUAAUAAUCUCGGUGAAGAAGUAGACUGGCAUUAUCAGAAGACCCUAACAGUGAAUGGUCAAAAUCUGCUCAAUGUUAAUUUUAACUGGGCACUACAAUUAGAAACUUAUCAACACGCUUCAACUGGACACAUUCUUUUGCAAGUCGUGUAUAAUGCGAAUUUUCAACCGAUGAUUUUUAAUGCUUCUGCAAAUUACUUGCAAUCGGCGGGAGCACAUGAAAUGUUUUAUCCAACAAAAGCAGAUUAUAUACGACCAGCUACAUUGAUACUUGCAUAUACAAAGACUGGACAUUUAAGCGCAGUUGAGUGGGGAAAUGCAAGUUAUCAUUUUUCCUAUGAUGUUCUGAAUCGAUUGAAAGCAGCCGAUUUAGGAAGACCUGCGGAUACUUUAUCAUUUCAAUAUGGAAUCCAAAAUAUUCCAUUUCAGCCAACAAUGGUUUCUGUGAGUGGAUCAGGUCUCUACACAUUACUUUAUUCUGAUAGCUUUAUUGGGUCUAGUGAACAUCAAGAAGCUAGUUCAUUAUCAUCAUCAAAAUCAGACUAUAUGGGUCUUUCUGGAGUUAUCACUCCAACCGGUCUUAGACGUCAGUUUACUCGAAUCAAUGGAAUAAAAGUUAAUCGUUUGAUGUUUACACCAUGGCUAGACUCACCCGGUUCCUGGGUCUAUGAAUGGGGAAGUGAUGUUGGUAGUUCUAUGAAAUUGUCAUCAGAUCAUUCACACUUGCUUCGUUUCAUAUGGCCAAGUAGUUAUAGGCGUAUAUCAUUAUUUCCUAAACAAAAUUUCGUAAUUUACGAUAAAACAUCAGUUCGAUGGGAUUCUAAUGGUUUGAAACAACCAGUUAAUAUAUUAACUGCUCCACUUGUACAGUUGACGGAUACUGCAUCUGGUUUUCGGUUACAGUAUCAGCGUAUCUUUCAAGGAAGUUUAUUACAAUCUUUGCAUAUAAAUCACCGACUACCAGGUGUAAAAACUGCCCAUCCUAAUCUUGGGGGAAUCCUGAAUGCUAAAUUCACUUAUGGUUAUGACUUAAAUAUGAAUCUUGUAAGUAUUCAUACAUCAUUGUUUAUAAGGAAUAAUGAAGACGAUUUUGGUAAUACAAUUAAUUCUGAUGAUAAGACAGUAUUGAAUGAAGAAUCAUCAAUCCGGUUAGAUUCAUUAACUGGUCGUGUAUUGACUAUGAAUGAAUUCACUAUCAAUCAUCAAUCCUCUUCAUUGCAUAUAACUUAUAAUUUAAAAAAUAUACAAAUUUAUCGUCAAUGGGAUGAUCGUCAACGUAUUAUACAAUGCGUAUUGCAUUCACUUAACAGCAGACGUGAAUUGUUAUAUAACUUGUCAUUAUCAUAUCAACCAAACGCUUUACAAGCCUUACAACAACGUGAAGAACGUGAAGGUCAAGUACCACGAUGGAUCACAUAUGUACAUGGUCCAGGUGGACGUAUAGAAGCUGUGGACCGUGAAGAAGCUGGUACAAGUUUAAGAUCACAUAGCCAGUUGAUUUACAAUGCUGAAGGACGAAUAGCACAUCUUCGUAUAGCUACAUCAGAUCCUCAGCUACCAUCGAAUGAGUGGUCAGAGUCUGGAUUAACAAGCCGUUCAGAAGAACUACAGUUCAUUUAUGACUCAAGAGGUUUAUUGGCAAAACGAGGCAACUGGCACUAUAAUUUUGAUGAAGAUGGAUUCCUGAUAAAACGCCAUUUACACAAUUUUUAUAUUACAGAUCAAUUUGCUUACAAUAGUAAAGGAUUGUUGAUAUGGGCCGAGCGUGCAGUUGACAAAAGUGUUGAUUCAUCGUCCACUGACAAUUUUCAUUCAACACCAUCGUCAUCAUCACCAUUGGAUCAAUGGGCUUUAGAGGAUGACGCCGGCUUAAAGCGUUCUUACUCAGUUCAAUUCAUUUAUGAUUCUGAGGAUCGGUUGAUAAUUGUGCGUGAUACCUUAAUUGUACGGGAUUCAGUUCAAUAUUUCUACGCUGAUCCCAAACACCCUACACGUGUAACACAUAUUUUUAAUCAUGGACGUUUGAAAACUAUCCGACUGUUAUAUGACCCUGUACAUGGUCAUGUAUUUGCUUUAGAACAAUAUGAUAAUGGUGGUUUAAAUACAAAUAACGGUAAAAGAAACAAUCUGAAUUCUAAUAGUAUUCCAUCUCCAAUGAACUCCUUCGAUGAUAAUCAGUUUCAUCAUGAUUCUACUAAUUCGGCACAAAAACGUGUAUUUUUCAUAAUUACUAAUCAUGAAGGUAGUCCAACUGCCGCAUUUUCCGAGAAUGGAAAGUUGGCAUGGGCUGCUGAAUACUCCGCUACAGGAAGUCGACGUCUAACAUUAUCUAGCCGCAACAAUUUCUUCACACGUGCCCUUAUUGAAGAAGUUGAUUUACCACUGGGUCAGGCCUCGUGCAUUACCGAUUUUCAUACUGGAUUUCUUUUCUGUCCACCAACUAGUCGUGCAUAUGAUCCUCUUGGUGCAACAUUUACUAGUCCGGAUUGGCGAGGCCUUAUUUCCACUCGACUUUCGAAUGUUAAACGUGAUCCAUCAGUAUUAGAUACUCACAAAUGGGGUCUGACUGAACAAGAAGCGUUAGGAACUGGCCCGAAUGGUCUCUUUGCAGAACUUCGUAAAGCUAUGACAUCACCUAUUUGGUGGCUUAAACAAGUUGGUUUCAAUCUGGACAAUUUUCUGACAAAGUUUGAUACGUUUGAAGGAAAGGUGGAUAGCAGUAAAAACUCACUCAAAAAUUCAUUGCCUUUAUUUCCAAUUGAUAUUACAUCCAUUCAUUCAUUUGAUCGCAUUCAUAACCAAGGUUAUAAACAGUUAAACAGCAAAUUCGAGCAUCUCAGUAUGUUGAAGUCUAAUCAGUUAACUCCUGGUGGACCACAUGGUAGUGGGCUAUCAAGCUUUCUUCUUGACUCAAGAGAUGUUAAUGAUGAAAUGUCUUUGCCUCUGUUACCCGCAAACACAAUGUUCGGACCUGAAGUCGGUUAUGUAGUUGACGAUGAUACUGGAUCUGUUAAAGUUAUCUCCAUCAAUCAAUCCCAGCCAACCAAGACGCAAUUCCAAGAUGUAUCAAUCGACAGUUCACUAGAAACAGAACUCGCUUCUAUACUUAUAUCAGAUACAAACCUUGUAGAUUGGUGGAGUUACUCGAAAUCAUCCUUCCCUUCCUCUCCAUCAUCAUCGUCAACAACAACAACACAAACAGCAGUAUCACAGCUCAGUACAACACUAUUCAUUCAACUAUUUCUAGCAACUAAAAAAGAUUUUCAUUCUACAGUAAAACAAUUAACUACAUUAGGUUUCCAACUACCAAUGUAUGAUCGUAUUAGUGGUAUCAAUUUAACAAUAAUGAAUACAAAUGAAAAAUAUAAAGAAUUAUGGAUUACACGAUAUAAUUUACAAUGGAGAAUAAGAUAUUUCAAUUCACCAUAUCCAUUAUCACCCACGACAGCAUGGUCUGUUCUAGUCAAUUCAACUGUUGACGAUGCUAAAAGACGUGGAAAAACAUCAGCUUGGUUGAAUGAAGUUAAAUUAACGCAGCAAUUCAUCCCAACACUCAAACCAACACCAUCAAAAAUCGACCAUCUUAAUAUCAAUCAAAAUAAUUUUGUCUAUCAUAAACUAACAUCCAAGUAUAUUUUGGGAUUCAAUUACCCAUGGAAUAGGCAUGAACUCAGCGAAUUAGUACAAAACAACACUGUUAUGAAUUAUCGUUGGAUCCCAACAAUAGAUUUUCUACAAUACUCAUCUUCUCCCUCAUUAUCUUCUGACACUUCUGCAUUAUGUAGGCUAUAUGAUCAUUCGAGUAUGUAUCAGAUACGACCAAAGGAAUUAAAUAAACACGAAAAAGAUUUGCAAAAAUAA
This is a messenger RNA of Schistosoma bovis, 11407 nucleotides long. The record is from the annotation of a GenBank genome assembly. NCBI's taxonomy places the organism in Eukaryota, Metazoa, Platyhelminthes, Trematoda, Strigeidida, Schistosomatidae.